This is a messenger RNA of Microplitis demolitor, 2501 nucleotides long. RefSeq names its product endochitinase. Lineage: Eukaryota; Metazoa; Arthropoda; Insecta; Hymenoptera; Braconidae. The coding region runs from base 1062 to 2342 and encodes 426 amino acids. The transcript is spliced from 7 exons. Gene Ontology annotation, cellular component: extracellular region. Gene Ontology annotation, molecular function: chitinase activity; chitin binding. The record is from RefSeq and is a predicted model, not a curated record. Gene Ontology annotation, biological process: carbohydrate metabolic process; chitin catabolic process.
AUUCACGGUGAAAUGGAAAAGCGCACGUAGCGAUUCACGUUUGAAUAGCUACGUGACAAUAACUAGUGACGUGGUUUUCUUCUACAUUAUUAUCAAAUUAUCAUCAUUAGUUCAGCAAUCUUAACUCAUACUUACGUUCAGUUUUAGUUAUUGUCAUUCAUUUUUAAAGUUAUUGUUGUACCUUUGUAAAUCGAUUCAAUCAACUUAAUUAAAUAAUCAAGAGACUGCUCAUCAACUAUUUAUACUGAUUUGACGUCAACUCAUUAUCGCAAGGUUGAUCAGACAACUCAACCCGGCUUAUUUAGCUAAGUGAUUUAUGACCACAAGGUAUCAAGAAGUAAUAAUCCAGUAAAAUAAAUUAUCCAGUUAACUUCCAAUAAUUGUUAAAACUCAGUAUUAUUACAACAUACUUAGUCAAUUUAAUUGAGAUAAUUAUUUAUUCAGUGCAACAUUAAAAUUUCACCUUAAUUCGACAUGUGCCUUACAAUCACGCGGUUGGACAUUCAAUCUAUUUUAUUUUGAUGACUCAAUAGUUUUGUUUGCUAAAUUCAAUCAAUCCCAUACACUCAAGUGUCAUUAAGAUUUCUUGAUAAAUAAUUUAAUAAAUUCAGUAUAUGCAAAUGCAAAUGCAAUCAAUCAAAUAAUCAGUAUUUAAGUAUCAGUGUAUGCUUGCAAUGAUAGUUAAAUGAAAAAUACUUGUAUUUUUGUGAAUCACCAUCUCUUAAUAAUCCUUAAUCCUGGCCCUGUUCUCCUCAUUAGUUUUGAAGCUAUUCAAUUAACAUUCAGUGCAUGUGCUUUUUUUGCGGCUGAAAAGGUGGUCAUUGUUUUAUUGGCUCAUGCAUUGUUAAAUUGCGUUUUCAAAAAAAAGAAGAUGGCAAAUUAAAUUGCUUCUAAGAUUCUAAAUUUGAAACUAAAAACUCGUUGACAACCUGAAAUAUUAAAGAUGACAAAUUAUUAAUAACCUGGCUCCACUAUGAAUUCUGUGUGAUCAUUUAUAAUGAUAUCCUACCAAGAUCUCGUUCUGAGCAACAAUAAAAUAAUAGAAAUAUUUUUGGAUAGCAAUGUCUAUUGGAAAAUUUUUUAAGUAUUCACUAUGCAUUAACUUCACUCUCUAUUUGUUGUGUUUGAUGUUUAUUAUUUCAUAUUUGGUCCAGACAUUAAUGAAUCAAUAUGGAUUCGACGGAUUUGACUUGGACUGGGAGUACCCAGGUGCAACAGAUCGAGGUGGUAAAUACUCUGAUAAAAAUAAUUUUUACUACUUGGUCGAAGAACUUCGACGAGCAUUUACAAGGGAACGUAAAGGUUGGGAGAUUACGAUGGCAGUACCAGUAGCUAAAUUCAGGCUUGCUGAAGGAUAUCAUGUUCCAGAAAUUUGUGAUAACGUAGAUGCAAUUCACGUCAUGGCGUAUGAUCUUCGAGGGAACUGGGUUGGAUUUGCCGAUGUUCAUAGUCCACUUUACAAACGUCCUCAUGAUCACUAUGCUUACGAAACACUUAAUGUUAACGAUGGUCUCCAAUUAUGGGUUGAUUCAGGUUGUCCACCAAAUAAGCUUGUUGUCGGCAUUCCUUUUUAUGGACGGAGUUAUACUCUUAGUGCAAGUAAUAAUAAUUAUCACCUCGGUACUUAUAUAAAUAAAGAAGCAGGAGGUGGGAUGGCUGGGAAAUAUACAGGAGCCAAAGGCUUCUUAGCUUACUACGAGAUUUGUCCACUUAUUCGAGGUGCCGAUAAAUGGGUAAAAAAAUGGGAUAAUGUAGGUAAAGUUCCAUAUGCCUAUAAAGAUACACAGUGGGUUGGAUAUGAAGAUCCUGAAAGUAUUCAAAUAAAGGUGGAUUGGAUUAAAUCGAAAGGAUACGCUGGCGCUAUGGUUUGGGCUCUUGAUAUGGAUGAUUUCUAUGGGCUCUGCGGUGAAAAAGAUAUUCUAAUCAAAAUAAUUCAUGAAAACAUUAAAAAUUAUUAUGUCCCGAUGCCCACGACUAGUACAACACCAAGACCUGAAUGGGAUAGGCCACCUAGCACGACCUUAGUAACUAAUGGAUAUGUUACUACUCCACCUCUAUUGGAAACUGAAAAAAUCUUUCCAUCAAAUUUUGAUAACAAAACAACAAAUUCACCCAAUACGGUUCAAAAUUUAAUAGUUGACAUUAUUCAAAUUGAUAACGAAACAAAUAAUAUUCAGUGUGAUAAAUAUGAUUUUCUACCUUCAAAAAAUUGUCACGUGUACUAUCGUUGCAUUCAUGGAAAACCUCUCUUAUUUCAAUGCCCUAAUCGAUUGAUUUACAAUCCUGCAACGCAUGCUUGUGACCUGUCAGCAAACGUCAACCGCUUCGAUUGUAAGAAAUAAAUAAAAAUUGUCAUUAUUGAAGUAAUAUUAAUGACUACUUAAAAUCCAGCUUAAACCAUUUAAAUUAUAGUUUAUAAAUAAUAGUUCGAAACUGUCAAUGACAUCUUAACAUAAUGAUAUAACGAUAUGACCAAUAAACGCCUGCUUAAUUACACGUUA